Molecule: messenger RNA, 1440 nt
Organism: Paramecium tetraurelia
Lineage: Eukaryota; Ciliophora; Oligohymenophorea; Peniculida; Parameciidae
Exons: 3
Source: RefSeq, a predicted model, not a curated record
AUGAAUAUUUUAUUGAUUUCAUCAUUUGUUUACCUUACAAUACAAUAGUGCCAAGAAAUUGAAGUUGCUUAGUGUAAUGGUUAACUUAGAUCAGGCUUGUUGCCAACCUAUUUGUUUGCUGAGGUUUUCAGUCCAGGGCUUCCGAGUAAAUUUUCAACUCCUGUUUAGAUUAAACAGAAUGGCUGGAUUUUAACUGCAGAUAAAUUUGAGGGACAAGCCAUAAUUGAUGAUUAAACAUACACAGGACAAUAAGGAAUAGGUGAAGCUGGGUAGAUCACAGUAUCCAAUCCAACUAUUCUGAUAGAGGUAGGUUUCUUAUUUUCAAAUGGAACUAUUUAAAAUGGAUAAGGAGUUGCUGUUCUAGAGAGUGUCUCCUCUGCAUCUUAUACGUUUGCAAUCAAUACGAAAACUAAUCCAUAUAGCUAUAAAUUUGCAUAUGUGAGUUCUACCAUCAAUUUUAAUAAUGCUUAAUUCAAGGCUGUAUAUGCUAAUUUCCCACAUGAAAUUGGGCAAAUUCAAGAAAUCCUUACAGCUCUCAAUACUAAUAAUUAGAUUCAAACAGCUUUAACCACUUACUACACUAGUACAUAAUUAUCUGGUCUAAAGUCUACUCUAACCAGAGAGUUAGCUAAUUUUGAAAUCAUUUCAGGUCAAACUUCAACUAAAACCUACAAAUAUGGAUCUUAAAAAUUCACUUAUUAAGUUGUUGUCAACAAUGUACAAAUUCAAUAUGCUCCUGUAACAUAUGCCAUAUCUGCUGUGAUGAACAUUCAACAAUUAUAGGUUUAAUACAUUUGCAACAAUCCAAUCACAUUGACUUGUGUUGCAGGUGCAAAUACUAACGUGGAAUAAAUUAGUAUGGAUCAAAUAAUCAAUUCAUUCAAUUAUGCUUUUCAAUAAAACUACUUUAAUACCGUAUUGAAUCCUUCAAAUUGGAAAGUUCCUUUUUUCUCAUGGAGUACAGGGGGAUUGUAGAAUAUCAUGAAUAAUGUUUAUACUUAAUAUGCUUAUGCCUCUUAAAUUGGAGGAUCAUGCACUGCUGUCCAAGCUAGUUAUGUUACUUCUAGUACUUAAUACUUUACUGUUGCAAUGACAUUUACUUGCACUUUGACUGUCAAUCCAACUCCUAUUUUGGUUUUUACAGUUGAUUUUUAAGGAAUUGAAGUGGAAUUGGAUUUUAGUAGAGUCAAAGAAGCAGCUGCUUUUAAAAUAAAGAAUGUGAACCCUGGUCCUCCCAAUAUAUAAUUAUAACAAUAAGGAACCUUCAAUAUAGAUAAUCCAGCACUUGUAGAAUGGUACAUUUAGGAAGCCAUUGAUAAAUCGUUUGUUGGUUAGAGAUUCUUCUCUGGCUUUAUUGAAUCGUAAAGAGACUUAGAGAGUCAAGAUAUUACAUAUUCAAUUUAGGAGGGAGUCAUUACAAUAACAAACAUUAAAAAAUGA